GCAAAUUCAGACCUUAGACAUACUGCUUGGCCCCUGAGUGCCCCGAAAGCCCGGAGACAGCUGAGAUCGGAGGGGCCUGGUAAUGGAGACCCCAGAGUAGCCAGUGGGGCCGCCAAGAACCCGGAGGCAGUGACCGGCGGGGUAUUCUGGAACAUUCCGGGGUAUUCCCAGCUCGGUAUUCUCUAGCAGCCCCGGGACAGACUCCUCUCCGAGAUGAGCGCUGUGGGCGUGGAAGCCGGAGCCGAGGCUGAGCCGGCCCCUGCUCAGGAUGAUGGCAUGACCUGGUGGUACCGCUGGCUGUGCCGGGGGGCCGCUGUCCUCGGGGGUGUUUCAUGCGCGGCUGCUGGUCUGUGGAACUGCGUCACCAUCAACCCCCUGAACAUAGCCGCCGGCGUGUGGAUGAUGUUAAACGCCUUGCUGCUGUUUCUCUGCGAGGCUCCCUUUUGCUGCCAGUUCAUCGAAUUCGCCAACAAGGUGGGAAAUAAAGCGGAUAAGAUGAAGCCCUGGCACAAAGCCGCCUUGUACUGCACGAUGGCCAUGUUCCCCAUCUUUAUCAGCUUCACGCUGACCACUCUCUUCGGCAACGCUAUCGCCUUCGCGACCGGAGUGCUGUACGGCCUGUCCGCCCUGGGCAAAAAGGGCGACGCCAUCUCCUAUGCCAAGCUCCAGCAGAUGAAAAAACCAGAUGAAGAAAAACCAGAAGCAAUUUAACGGACGUCUCCGCGUUCCGACCGCGAAACAUCUCCGGGGGACGCGCGUUUCAGGAUCAUCAGAUUGUGUCGUUCGGAUCCUCCUCGUCUCAACUUGAUUUUUUUACUCUGAAGAUUCUCAAAGACCGCA
Molecule: messenger RNA, 840 nt
Organism: Spea bombifrons (plains spadefoot toad)
Lineage: Eukaryota; Metazoa; Chordata; Amphibia; Anura; Pelobatidae
Gene: CACFD1
Product: calcium channel flower domain containing 1
Exons: 5
Coding region: 214-711 (165 amino acids)
Biological process (GO): vesicle-mediated transport
Cellular component (GO): membrane
Source: RefSeq, a predicted model, not a curated record